Molecule: messenger RNA, 1299 nt
Organism: Neopsephotus bourkii (Bourke's parrot)
Lineage: Eukaryota; Metazoa; Chordata; Aves; Psittaciformes; Psittacidae
Gene: TCF21
Product: transcription factor 21
Exons: 2
Coding region: 320-859 (179 amino acids)
Biological process (GO): developmental process; regulation of transcription by RNA polymerase II
Molecular function (GO): protein dimerization activity; DNA-binding transcription factor activity, RNA polymerase II-specific; RNA polymerase II transcription regulatory region sequence-specific DNA binding
Source: RefSeq, a predicted model, not a curated record
GCUCGGCGGGCAGGGCCCCUCCCCUGGGCUGGAUCCGCCUCUCAUCCCCUAGAUAAAUUACUAGUGUCCUCACUAAAUUCCUCGGCUUUCUCGCUCUCUCUCCCGUUCUCUCACACACGCUCACUCCCUCCCUCCAACACAGGCAAAGCGGGGCUGGGGGGCGGUAUCGUGCCUUAGUGCCGGGGGGGGGGGGGCGGGAAGAGGAGAAAAAUACUGGCGCCCCUUCUCUCCUCCACCGCCUUGAAGUAGAUUUGAGGAGCUGCUCUUCCUCCCCCCACCCCUUCCCCCAUCCCGACGGUCCUUUGGCAUCUUCCAGACCAUGUCCACUGGGUCCCUCAGUGAUGUGGAAGAUCUGCAGGAGGUGGAGAUGCUGGAGUGCAAUGGCCUGAAAAUGGAUACUAACAAAGAGUUUGGGGCGUCCACCGAGAGCAACGAGGAGGGAUCCAAUGGCGAGAAUGGCUCCCCUCAGAAAGGGAGAGGGGCCUCGGGCAAGAGGAAGAAAGCUCCCCCCAAGAAGAGCCCUUUAAAUGGAGUGAGCCAAGAGGGAAAGCAGGUCCAGAGAAAUGCUGCCAACGCCAGAGAGAGGGCAAGAAUGAGGGUCCUUAGCAAAGCCUUCUCCAGGCUUAAGACCACCCUGCCCUGGGUGCCCCCAGACACCAAGCUUUCCAAACUGGACACCUUGAGGUUGGCCUCCAGCUACAUUGCUCACCUGAGGCAGAUCCUGGCCAAUGACAAGUACGAAAACGGCUACAUCCACCCAGUCAACCUGACUUGGCCUUUUAUGGUAGCCGGCAAACCCGAGAGUGACCUGAAAGAAGUGGUGAACACAAACCGCCUGUGCGGCCCGACGGCAUCCUGAGCCCCGGCGGCCGGUCCAGAAGAGACCCAGCGCGGCCGCGGAACGGGCGGCGGGGCGGGCGGGGACAGGCCGUGGCCCCACCGCUGCCCCGGGUCCCGCGCAGGACGACGGGGAGCGCCGCUCCCCGGCGCAGAGAAGACCGAAAUGUGCAAAGACUCCAACCCGAGAUAUGCCGACUCUAUUUAACUUUAUUAAAUGCGUGUACAGUCGCGUGCCCUGCACCAACAGCCUUGCUGGUUCAAGCGCUACUAAAGACAUAGUUCAAACAAAACCUACCACGCGUGUAUCUUUAGUCUGAGACCUGUGAGAUACGUGGAUGCCUAGAAAAACUGACUUUGACAGUCAUCUCUAUGGAAUAAUUCACCCUAAAGAUAUAUAGAUAUAUUUUCUUCAAGCAGGUUCUGCUCUGUUUCUGUGAAUAAACCUUCCUUUCCACUGAA